AUGAGGGUGGGAGCUGCGACCUUGGCGGGGGGGAUAUUUGGCAUAUUGGGGACUCUGUGUUUCUUCGUAGCUUUUGGUACAGACUAUUGGCUGGUGGCCAGUGACGACUGUGGACUGUACACAUGGCCAACACAAACAACACUGAUGGGUGAAAAAGAUGCCAAUGGGACUGAGAUCCCGUUAGUGGAAGCCAUCACUGCUCUUCCUCCAUCUCUCACUCUGCACCACGAGGGCUUAUUCUGGAGAUGUGUGUUUCAGGUGGAGCCCACCACACAUGCCGUCCUGGCCACCCUCUUCACAAACCAGCCAGAGUCCAAGGUCUGUGUCCAUGGUUACCUCUUCCCUCUGCCUGUUGCACUCGGACAGGUUCCUCAUCCAAACUAUGAUACUACAGGAGUGUUUCGAGGUUUCUGGACCGUGCUGAUAAUCCUUGGCCUGGUUGCAGCUCUCACUGGUGGCUUCCUCUUGGUCUGUGGUGUCCCCUUCUUCAGCCACAAAUUGUACAAGCUGGGUGGUGCUUUCCUCAUCGUUGCUGCCUGCUUGUUCCUGUUCAUACUGCUGCUCUAUGUUCUGUGGAUGGAGGUGGUGGAGGUGAAGCGCUAUGUCCUGCAGGAGAGAGGGGAGGCCUGUCCCAAUGCUAACGUGUCAGUCUUCUAUGGUCUGUCAUUCAUGGUGGCAGCUGCCGGUGUGCCUCUGGAGCUCAUCUCUGGGAUGGUGUUCAUGCUGGUGGCCCGUGCGUUGCGUGCCAGCAAGUGAGCCCUCAACUUGCCAUGUGGGUUAAGAAAAGACUGACCUUUCUAUGUCGUGCACUGGGACUCCACCGCACACUUGUGGGAUGUAAAUACUAGAAGGAAUGACAUGAUGGAUAGCUCAGAGCCACCCUUUGGAUGUCAAGUAGCAUGCAGUCAGUGUCAAUUUGUUUUAUACCACUUUUCUAUAAACCUUUCUUUCUCUAGAAAACAAAUGAUAGAAUGAUAAUAACACACGUUGAGUUGCAUUCAUUGGGUUUAUGGUAGAACACUAUUUGUUGUGCAAAGACUGUGUUUUUCUUAACACUGUGUAGGUAUAAAUAUCUUUUUCACUCAGUUGCAUCCCGCUGUUAUUCUUUUGAUCAUUGUUGUAUUGAUGCUGCGAAUGACGAGUCCAAA
Messenger RNA from Notolabrus celidotus (New Zealand spotty), 1148 nucleotides. Its product is annotated as transmembrane protein 182-like. NCBI's taxonomy places the organism in Eukaryota, Metazoa, Chordata, Actinopteri, Labriformes, Labridae. The record is from RefSeq and is a predicted model, not a curated record. Gene Ontology annotation, cellular component: membrane. The coding region runs from base 1 to 756 and encodes 251 amino acids. The transcript is spliced from 5 exons.